AUGGCGGUCAAGCAAAUAAAUGGCAUUCUCAAGAAGCUUGAUUGGAAGAAAGUCGAAGCUACUUUGCUUUCUGCUGAAAGCGAUGACGCGGAUCCUGAAUUUGAAGUUUGCGAAGCUUCGUUAGAAGAUUGGGAGAGGUAUGUGAAGUCGGAGACUCAAGUACUGGUGUCAAGAUCAAUGGCAUUUGAAGAUGGUAGAAUCUACAUUGUCGAGCUACCGACCGAGAUACACGAUAACUUCUGUCGUGACCUAGACUUCGCCAUCUUGAUUGCGACUGGCACAGGAAAUCAGCAUUUGCGGCCACGAGGAUCGAGUUACGUUGAAUCUCAUCAAAAGCUCGAGCCCGAUUGCAGUUUUGGACCUCCUCCCGGUAUUGGUGCCGUUCGACCAGUUGGAAUGGAUUGGGGAGAAUACCACACUUUGAAGGUGGAAGUAGGAGUCUCACGUGAAUGGCCCUAUCUGGAUCGAAAAGCGGAUCGAUGGAGGCAAUUUUCCGGCGUCGAGUACAUUUUCUGUAUUCGUAUAUCACCAGCGCUGCGGGUUCAUCAGUACAAGCUCCACACGGUGGUUAAUCGAGCAAAUCCACUUCCGGUCAUUAAUCCGAUACCUAUCGCCAAUCCGACAAAUGUGGCUUUCAAUUCGCGCCGUUUGUUAGGCCUCGUUGGACGAGGUCACACUCCCCAAGGCUUUUCUCGGCCCAAUGUAGUGAUCGAUUUAUUUCCGCUCGUAGAGAGGCUAAUUCAGGAAAACCAGUGA
Plasmopara halstedii is the source of this 756-nucleotide messenger RNA. RefSeq lists its product as uncharacterized. The transcript has a single exon. The record is from RefSeq and is a predicted model, not a curated record. Lineage: Eukaryota; Oomycota; Peronosporomycetes; Peronosporales; Peronosporaceae. The coding region runs from base 1 to 756 and encodes 251 amino acids.